This is a messenger RNA of Prorocentrum cordatum, 2667 nucleotides long. NCBI's taxonomy places the organism in Eukaryota, Dinophyceae, Prorocentrales, Prorocentraceae. The record is from the annotation of a GenBank genome assembly.
AUGUGUGGCACAAACUCCUGGUAUGGCCAGGCGCCUUGCACGUCCGCGGUCUUCGACCCAGUCUUGGACGAGGCCCCUCUCGACGCGGACCGUGUGUCGCACCUGCGCUGCUUGUGCUGUGCGAGCAAAUCAGAGGACGGCGGCUGCGCGGACCUGCCCGACACCUGUCUCAACAGCAACGAGAACGCGCAGCUGCCGUGCACGGCGAGCGCCCAGGUACUUAACGAAGAGCAGGCGAGGUUUUCCUUCGGCGCUGACUUUUCCUGUUCGGACGGCUCUUCGAAAAGGGCCCGGUCGACAUACAGCUUCGGGUACCCUCUGCAGGGUUAUUCCAACAUCGACAACAACGAUGACAACGAAAAGAUGCAAGAGCGGUUGGAGGAGUGGACCACAGGAGACAUCUACCGUGCGCUAGCAGACGUGAGGAAAGAUGUGUCGGAUGGCAAUUUCAACGUGUACUUCAGCGGGGCAGGCACAGAAGCAGUGUUCUUUCUGUCGUCGUUGCAAGGGGACCUCUUCUUCGCCAUCGGAUCCUUCGUGGUGGUCUUCCUGUGGCUUUGGUUUGGGACCACGUCAGCCUUUCUAGCCUCCGUGGGAAUGGCCGAGAUCGUCUUAUCGAUCCCCCUGGCCACAUUCAUAUGGGGCGUCAUGCAGGCUAAAUUCCUGACAUUUUUCACCCUGUGCAUCAUAUUUCUGAUUCUUGGCAUCGGGGCUGACGACAUUUUCGUGUUGUGGGACGCAUACCAGCAAGCUGACGCCUUCUUCAAGGACAGGAGCGACGGCACGCCAGAGAGGAAGUUCGCGUACGCUCUGCGCCGUGCACGUAGCGCGAUGACCGUCACGUCGGCCACAACCUUCUUCAGCAUGCUGGCUGCAGGCAUAACGCCAAUACCAUCCAUCUCGUCAUUCGGCAUCUUCGGCGCUUUUGUGAUCGCUUUUGAUUUCCUCCUGGUGAUUACAUUCUUCGCCUCGGCGAUAGUGGCCUUCCAGACUCAUUUCAAGAGCUGGUCUGGCCCGUGCGUUCUGAUCAACCGGGGAUUCGGUAAAUGCGUAGGGAGUGCGGGAUGUGAGGGUGAGGUCGAGAAGCUCCGUCCCCUUGAGAGGUUCUUCAAGGAGAGAUGGGCCCCGCUGGUGCAGAGAUUCAAGGUGCCUAUCGCGCUCGUCUGGCUCGUGCUCGUCAUCGCAGCCGCGUGCGUUGUCGGUACCCAGCUCCGCUUGACCACAGAGGGGCCUCAGUUUUUCAACGACGAGUACGGGUCCCGAUGGUUCGAGGUAGUCGGUACAGGCGAUGGAUUCUUCAAGAGCGCCGAUACCCCCAAGGUUCAGGUGCAUGUCGUGUUCGGCAUAGACGCGGACAACGCUCUCGAUCGUGCGGGGACAAACGCAAGGGACCCAGAGGACUUGGGCACUCCGAUCCUGGACCCCAGCAGCAUCCAGCAGCUGAGUACCUCGGAGGGUCAGCUGGCCCUGUGGAGUCUGUGCGAGGACGCCCGCUCAGGCUCUUUCGACCGCGUCGCCAGGGACCAGAAUUGCAGCUCGGAGCUGAGGCCGCUGGGCGUGGCGGAUUCCGGCCCGCGGGUCAGGGUUGAGCCGACCGGGUGCCAGACGGGCGCGGUCUGCUUCAUCGACUGGGUCCGCGACUACAGGAUGGAGGCCGAGGGCAGGACGGCGGACGACUGGCACGAGCAGGACCUGGGGGAGACUCUUGGCAGCAAGGCUUUCUCGCCUGGGGCCACGGACCAAGAGGCGGGUUUCCCGUGUGGCCAGUGCUGCGAGAUGCAGGGGUGGUACAUGUGCAAGGUUAACGCGGUCCGCACCUCGUACGGCCUGCAGGACGUGAGCACCUGGCGCGACAUGAGCAGGUACUACCUCAGCGGCGGCGAGCUGCAGUGGGGCUACGUGGGCAUGAAUAGCACCAUGCCCCUGGAGGCUCUGCCUCUGAGCACGUCCGAGGAUCACUACAGCGCCUGGUCGGCCUUUGUGGACAGUCAUGUGGGCUCCUACGGCGCCUACCAGACUUCGGCGCUCUGGCCUUUCAUGGUCAUGCAGGAGGCUCUCAUGCGGAGCGUGGUGCAGUCCAUUAGCACGUGUUUGCUCUUGGCAUGGAUUAUUCUGUGCCUUGCGACUGCAAAUUGGAUCAUGGCUACGCUCAGCCUGCUGUGCAUCAUCACUAUCCUAGUCGUAUUCGCCGGCAGCCUGCCGAUCUUUGGUUUUGCCCUUGGCAUCUUCGAGUCCGUCGGUAUCAUUGUGGUAUUGGGACUCAGUGUCGACUACACGGUCCACAUUGCCCACUCCUACAACGAGGCCCGCAUCGCGGGCUCCGGCGAGAACAAGGCCUCCGAGCGCUCGCUGAGGGCCGCGCACGCCUUGACGGAGAUGGGUAUCAGCGUACUCUGCGGCGCCAUCACCACGCUGCUGGCCUCGCUGUUUCUGCUUCCGUCGAAGUUCAUGUUCUACCACGUCUUCGGGGUCUUCAUGUUGACGGCUGUUGUUGUCAGUACGCUCGUCGCGUUGACGAUGCUGCCCGCUCUGCUCAUGCUGUUCGGCCCGGCAGGGUCAGCUGGGGACCUUCCCUGGGUGCAGCAGGCGACGGAUUGGGUGUUCUCUCGAGUGGGGCAGUGUUGCCGCAGGAUGGCCGCUGCUGGCGACGCCGAAAAUGAUGCGUGA